UUCGCGGUGUUGUUGAACGUGUGUGCGGGUUGUAGGCAGGUCAAGGUUGAGAAAUAUGGUUCCAAUGGAUGUCAUUUUAAUGACAUCAUCGGUGCCUGCUAUAAUUAUAAUGGUAGUGCUUUUGUGUAGGUGAAAAGCUUUAUGACAUUUUUACCUAUUUUAAAUUCACGAAGAGUUUUAGUAUGUUUUUUUUCUUUCUGUUUCUGUCUUGCAGUGAAUGCACUAUAUUUUAAGAAGAGAAUUCAUCUAGCGGAUCUUGUUUAUUUUAAAAUUUAUAAGCGGUAAAUCUAGACGAUACAAAAUGGCAUCUACAAAUGAUUUAAUAGAAAUGAGUCCUCAACAAUCAAACAUAACAGAUGGAGAUUCUGAUUAUGAAGAUUUACCAUCGCCUGAUGUUGAAGAUGAUACUGAUGAAAUUUGCCAUAAUAAUGAUUACACACUUCCUAGUUUCAUCAAAAUUCAUGAUGUGCCUUUAGCUUUCAAAGAUCCAUCUGUAAACAUGUUGAUACCUGGCUGUCCAGUAAAUGUCAGAAUUGUAGAUAUUGAGCGCCAUCCUGCAACUCAUAUGCUUAAUCCAAAUUUGUAUGUUUUGGAAUUGCAACAUGGCCCUUAUCAGUGGACUAUAAAGAAACGGUACAAACAUUUUCAGCAUUUACAUCAGCAGUUGAGCCUUUUUAGGGCAGGUUUAUCAAUUCCUAUUCCUACUAAAAGACAUAAAGCUCGACGGAAAAGUUGUCGCAAAGUUGAUAGAAGACGCCUUCCACGAUUUCCAAAAAGACCAGAUGCAUUACUUACUAGUGAUAAAAUUCCUGUUCGUGCCGAACAGCUAGAAGAAUACUUAAAAAAUAUUCUAAGAAUACCAUUGUACAGAAAUCACCAUGAGACGAUGGAUUUCUUGGAAAUUUCACCCCUUUCAUUUGUAAACUGCUUAGGAAAAAAGCGAAAAGAAGGUUUAAUUCAAAAACGUUCUGGUGGGCAUAGAACAUCAACUGGAUGUUUUCGUCUAAAGCGAGGCUUCAUUGAUUGGUGUGGACGCUGGAGAUGGAGAUGGCUACUUAUCAAAGACCAUUUUGUUGCAUAUGUGAAACCUGAUGAUGGGCGGGUGAGAAGCAUUUUGUUAAUGGACCAAGGAUUUCGUGUGGAAUGUGGUUUUGUUAACACUGGCAUUCAUCAUGGACUACAAAUCUCCAACCUCUCCAGACAUUUAUUGGUAAGAUGUUGGACUAGAAGAAAAGCUAGAGAAUGGUCUGAAUCUCUACUUGAUGCAGCUAAAACAACAGCUCGUGACUUUACUCAGCCCAAUCGUCAUGGAUCUUUCAGUCCUGUGAGAAAUAAUUCUGAAUGCAGAUGGUUUAUUGAUGGUGCUACAUAUUUUGAAGCUGUGGCUGAUGCAUUAGAGAAAGCAAAAGAGGAGAUUUUUAUUGCAGAUUGGUGGCUGAGCCCUGAAUUGUAUAUGAAAAGACCAGUGAUGCAAGGAGAAAUAUGGCGUUUGGACCAUAUUCUCAAAAGAAAAGCUCAACAAGGAGUAAAGGUCUUUGUACUGCUUUACAAAGAAGUUGAAUUAGCUCUUGGAAUAAACAGUUUAUAUAGCAAGCAGCAACUUGUAAAUAUGCAUCCCAAUAUUAAAGUUUUGCGACACCCUGAUCAUGUUACAAAUGGUACUUUACUGUGGGCCCAUCAUGAGAAAUUGGUUUGUGUGGAUCAAACUUAUGCUUUUGUUGGUGGAAUUGAUCUUUGUUAUGGCAGAUGGGAUGAUUAUCAACACAGGCUGACUGACCUUGGUGGAGUUGGUAGAAAAAUUAGCCAAGGAACCUUGUAUGAAGAUGCAAAAUCUUUGAAGGCAACACCUUCUCCACAAUUAAGAAGGUCUCAUUCCAUGUCUGAGAUAGGAAAUGAGUUUAGUGGACUUAAACUCAUUGAGCCUACCCCACUUAUUGCAGCAGACAAAAGCAAAACAGAUUCCUCAGAAAACCUUGGAACAAUCAAAAUCAAUAUAGAAGGAGCCACUCCAGCAGGUUCUCAGAUUUUGACACCUUCACCUGAAGAAAAGAAAAAUUCUUUAGAUGAUCUAGAAUUCCCUUCAUCACCUAUGAAAGCUGUAGACAACGAGGAAUGUGCAAGAAAAAAAUAUUUGUCACGGAAACUGAAAGCUAAACGUGUAAUGCAAGCUGUUGUGCGAUUACAAGGUUUAAAAAAGCAAGUUCAUAAUAAAUCACUGGAAUCCAUCACUAAUUUUGACAGUCUGGAUUUGCCUGAUUCUGACAUGAGAAGAACUAACAGUGAAUUGGCAUUGAAUGAAUUGGGUUUACAAGGAAGUGCAAAACUGUGGAUAGGAAAAGAUUAUAUCAAUUUUAUUAUCAAAGAUUUUGAGCAUUUACAUAAGCCUUAUCAAGAUCUGAUUGAUAGGCAUACUACACCAAGAAUGCCUUGGCAUGAUAUUGGGUGUUUUGUUCAAGGAGCAGCAGCAAGGGAUGUGGCACGCCAUUUUAUACAGAGAUGGAAUUUUACAAAAUUUGAAAAAGCGAAAUAUUAUGACAGAUACCCAUGGCUUAUUCCAAAAUCAUAUGAAGGAUGUGAAAAUUAUCAGCGUUUGAGCAUCAGUUCGACUAAAAACCUAUUUUGUGCAAACUGUCAGGUUCUUCGUAGUGUUAGUACAUGGUCUGCUGGAAUGAAAACUAUGGAGCAUUCUAUACAUACAGCUUAUUUAGAUGUCAUUCGGAAUGCUAAACACUAUCUUUAUAUUGAGAAUCAAUUUUUCAUUACUCAAUCUGCUGGUCACAGAGAUGUACUCAAUGGCAUAGGGGAAGCACUCUUUCAGCGCAUUUUAUUAGCUCAUAAGAAUAAAGAAACAUUUCGAGUGUAUGUUGUUAUGCCACUUUUGCCAGCAUUUGAAGGGGAAAUUGGGACUGGUACUGGUACAGCUAUACAGGCAAUUACUCAUUGGAAUUAUGCUUCAAUAUGCAGAGGAGCUGAUUCUCUCUAUCAAAGGUUACUACAUGAAGUUGGUGAUCCUAACACAUAUAUCACAUUUUAUGGUUUGAGAAAACAUGGGCUUUUGAAUGAUAAACUUGUAUCUGAGCUGGUAUAUGUUCACAGUAAACUAUUGAUUGCUGAUGAUAGAACAGUUAUUAUAGGAUCAGCAAAUAUAAAUGACAGAAGCUUGCUAGGAAAUAGAGAUAGUGAAAUGUGUCUAAUAGUGGAGGAUGUAGAUUUUGAAAAAGCUGUAAUGAAUGGAAAGCCCUAUGAAGCAGGCCGCUUUGCAUGCAGUUUGCGAAGGACUCUUUUCAGGGAACAUCUAGGCUUGUUGGACAAAGGAAAUCAGGCAGUAGAUAUUAGGGAUCCAGUUUGUGAAUCCUUUUAUAAAGAAGUGUGGAUUAAGACUGCAGCUUUAAAUACAUCUAUUUAUGAAAAAGUUUUCCGUUGCAUUCCAUCUGAUGAAGUACAUACUUUUGCUGAAUUGAAAGAGUAUCUUUCAAAACCUACCCUAGCUGUCACUGAUCCAGAAGCUGCAAAGAGUUUAUUAUCUGGUACUCGAGGCCAUUUAGUCCUGGUGCCAUUCUUUUUCUUAUGUAAUGAAAAUUUGACUCCUAGUGCUGGUACUAAAGAAUCUCUAAUGCCAGUUUGCCUUUGGACAUGAUUCAUUUUUUCUACACAAUCAUAACUUAAGAAUUUAAAGUAUUAUAUUACUGUUUAAAGAAUCUCAAUUUAUUUUCUACAAUUUAUAAACAGCACAAAUUUUACAAUUGUUAAAGAGUUAUAAAAUGUUUAUUACUAUAUCUAUACCAGUUGCUGAAUUUAUAUUUUUGCACAAAAUGCUUGUACAAAAUUCCCUUUUCCAGCAUUUAUAUCAGUAUUUAUCGUAACUUAAAUUAUUUGUUGGUUAUUAUUUCUUUUCAUAACUUGAUUGAUUAUUGGUGCUAAUUUUAUUGGAAUUGUGUAGUUUAUCUUUCAUAUUGAAAGACUAAUACUGGUAUUAUUUUA
This is a messenger RNA of Argiope bruennichi, 3981 nucleotides long. RefSeq names its product phospholipase D1-like (gene Pld). The record is from RefSeq and is a predicted model, not a curated record. The transcript has 25 exons. The coding region runs from base 302 to 3637 and encodes 1111 amino acids. Gene Ontology annotation, molecular function: phosphatidylinositol binding; D-type glycerophospholipase activity. Gene Ontology annotation, biological process: cell motility; phosphatidic acid biosynthetic process; intracellular signal transduction. NCBI's taxonomy places the organism in Eukaryota, Metazoa, Arthropoda, Arachnida, Araneae, Araneidae.